AUGUCACGGGGCGGUUUCAGAGGCCGGGGUAGAGGAGGAGGCGGUGGCGAUAGAGGUAUGCCUCCAGGCGGGUUCGGCACUUUCUCUAGGCAAGAAUGGACAGACGCCAUGCAGAACAUGAAGACAGAUCCACAAUACAAAGGUGUACUAUAUCCAAGACUGGAACAUAUCAACAUAGCAUAUCUAUCCGGUCCAGACGACCUUGAAGACCUAGCAAUGUCGCAUUCAAUCUCACUCAACUCUACACUUGUGACUGGGAAGGCCAUCGGCACAGUGGAAGCCUUGCGACCGGCUGGAGCAUCUCCAGCAUGGAGAAUCACGGGUGAGAGGAAGGUAGUCGGGAUUGAGAUCGAAUCAUACUCAGAUCGUUUCAAUCCACCGUCAUCAUCCGGUCCUUCCAAACUGGAUCCUGUCGCUUUGAAGUUGGAUCCAUCGAUGUUUCCACCUUCUUUAUGGGCAGAAUACUUUGAUGGUGCAGGCCAGAAGGCUAAAAGCAGACCAAAGAAGAAACGGAAGCUUGAAGAUCUCGACAAAGAUGGUGACGAGAAUGCGGAACAUCAGGAAACACCUCCGCCAUCGUCUGACGAGGACUUCGAUUUUGACGAAGAAGAGGAGGAAGAUCAUCAAGAUUAUGAUGCUAAUUAUUUCGAUAACGGAGAAGGGGACGAUGAUAGUGGCGGUGAUGAAGCUGAAGAUGGAGGAGGCGGUUAUGACGAUUGA
Messenger RNA from Kwoniella shivajii, 720 nucleotides. RefSeq lists its product as uncharacterized. Bases 1 to 720 code for a protein of 239 amino acids. The record is from RefSeq and is a predicted model, not a curated record. Lineage: Eukaryota; Fungi; Basidiomycota; Tremellomycetes; Tremellales; Cryptococcaceae. The transcript is spliced from 6 exons. Gene Ontology annotation, biological process: transcription by RNA polymerase III.